AUGCCCAGGGGCACCAUUCGGCCCACUCAGAAUGUCCAAGUGUCCAUGCUCAGCAGCAAGGUCACAAGUCCAAGCGGUCCAGGGGCAACCUUGCUGUCGAAGCCAUUUCAGGAGACGCAAAUGUCCACCUCUGGCAGCAUUGCAACAAACCCCAGAGCCCCAGGGGCAUCCAUUGUCAUGAGCCCACUGCAGCAAUUCCAGAUGUCCACCUGUAGCAGCUUUGUUACAAGUCUCUUCAUUCCAAGGACAACCAUUCUGACGAGCCCACUUCAGAAUGUGCAAGUGGCCACCACGAGCAGCAAAAGCACAAGUCUCUUCAUUCCAGGACAACCAUUCUGA
Molecule: messenger RNA, 339 nt
Organism: Seminavis robusta
Lineage: Eukaryota; Bacillariophyta; Bacillariophyceae; Naviculales; Naviculaceae
Source: the annotation of a GenBank genome assembly